Messenger RNA from Knipowitschia caucasica, 2520 nucleotides. Lineage: Eukaryota; Metazoa; Chordata; Actinopteri; Gobiiformes; Gobiidae. The record is from the annotation of a GenBank genome assembly.
AUGCAAGGGAUUUGCUGGUUUGUGUGCUGCAGGCAGGGGUUCAGUUUGCUGCGAAGGGAAUAUGGAGAGAAAGAGGAGGAAGAAUCGUUUGAAUUACGCAAUAAAGAAGACUUAACUCCCAAUGGACGGGGUCCAGCAGAGGUGACGGUCUCGCAGCCAACGCGCACGGCCAAUGGAACCAACGGACACGCCAUCUCAGAAGUGUCCGAGAUGAAGAGCCUCAUCAUGGACAAGAGCAAGAGUCCAGAGGAAGACCCCGAGCUGCUGGUGAAAGGGUGGCUGCUCCGUGAGGUGCGGGGGAACUGGAUAAAGCAGCGGCGUUACUGGUUUGUGCUUAGUCAGGACUCUCUGGACUAUUACACCGGUCCAGAGAAGGGAGCGCGCCGACUGGGAACACUGGUCCUCACCAACCUCUGCUCCGUCAUCUGGCCCGACAAACAGACCUACAAGGAGACCGGGUAUUGGAGCCUGACGGUGUACGGACGGAAACACUGCUACAGACUCUACACCAAACACUUCAACGAGGCCGUGCACUGGGCCUGCGCCGUCCAGAAGAUCAUCGACACCAAAGCUCCAGUGGAGACGCCCACACAGCUCCUCGUCAAGGACAUCGAGGAAAAUAAGUUCAACCCGGAGGUCGUGGAGCACAUCUUCAAGCACAACCCCAUCCUGAAGUACACGCAGGGGCCCCUGUACGCGCCGCUGCUGCCCUUCCCCUACGGCAGCCCAGAGCACAGAUACCACAGUGGAAAAGGCUACGGCUCCGUGCGCGAGGAGGCGGUGAAGAUGUUCAACUGCCUGCAGCAGCUGGAGUGUGCGCGCGAGGCCGUCCCCAUCAUCCAGGGCGUGCUGCAGACCUGCCUGGACCUCCGGCCGCUGCGGGACGAGGUCUACUGUCAGCUGGUGAAGCAGACCAGCCACAGCCCCACCCCCUGCUCCGCGGCACACCUGCGAUACUGGCAGCUCCUCACCUGCAUGAGCUGCACCUUCCUACCGGGGCCCAUCGUGCUCAAGUACCUGCGCUUCCACCUCAAGAGGGUCCAAAGCCAAACUCCGGAGUCUGAGAUGGACAACUACGCGUCGUUUAUCAGCGAGGCCCUGGAGAAAACCAAGUGCCGGGAAAGCGUUCCGUCCUGGGAGGAGAUCCACAUGUUGAUGAACCGGCAGGAGAUGCUCUGCACGGUGCACUACCCGGGCCCCGGCUCCUGCCAGCUCUACGUCAGCUCACACACCACCGCGAAUGAGGUGGUGCGACGAAUGCAGGACAAACUCGGCCUGCAGGAGAGUAAAAACACAUUUGCACUAUAUGAGCAGAACUCGGUGUGGGAGCAGCCGGUGUGCGGCACCGCCCUCAUCGCAGACAUCCUGACCAGCUUUUCUGCUAAAGAGGCCGAGUCCAAGUCCCAGUGGAAGCUGUGUUUCAAACUCUACUGUCUACUAGACGCAGACGACAUAUCUGUGGACAGCAUUGAGUAUUUCUUCCUGUUCGAGCAGUGCCAUGAGAUGGUGGUGCGCGGCCAGCUGCCUGCGUGUGAGGACGACCUGCAGACGUUAGCUGCUCUGAGGCUGCAGGCCACGAUGGGAGACUUCAGCACACACGCCCCCUGCCCCCCCCUGGACGAGCUCUUCCCUGGGCCCACGCUGGAGACCAGGGUGCUCAUGUCCCUCACCGCAGCCCCAGGACUGCCCCCCUGCACAGGCCCCGGGACUGGCUUCCCCUCGGGCCUCCUCUCAGGAACUCUGUGGACCGCAGUGCACAAGCAGAAGGUGGAACAGGACUUACGUGUGCGCAGUUGCCUCAAAGAGGAGGCCACCGCUGUCAUGGCUUCCAUCCUGGAGCGAUGGAAGGGCUUGGCUGGCUACAGCCGCUUGGACAGUAUGGCUGCUUACCUCACUAUUGCACGCCAAUGGUCAGGCUUUGGAUGCACUCUGUAUGAAGUGGAUUUUUAUAUUACGGGGAACUUUUCCCAAAAGCUGUGGCUGGGUGUAGCUGCUACAUCGGUGUCUUUGUAUCGUCAGGGAGAAGCCGAGGCGCUGGAGUCUUUCCCCUACGGCCAGAUCUGCUCCUAUGGAGUUUCUGACAGCAACACAUUCAAGAUCACUGCAGGAGACCGAGAUCUGCUGUUUGAAACUUCCAAGCUGACUGAGAUCAUGCAGCUGAUGAACGCUUACUUCAGCGCCACCAGACGACAGCGAGGGAAAGUGGACGAAGCGGAAAUCACACACUUGACCUCGGUGACCACGAUGCCAGCCUCAGCGCUCCUGGAGCUGCCCUCACAUCCAAAGUCCAGGAGCCUUCCCAAACAUAUGGACCUCAUGCCUUCGAUGGACGUCUCCUCUCCUCCCCGUCCUCCCCCCUCCCUCACCCCUCCUCACCCUCUGCAGAGUCCCAGGCAGAGGCUUGUGUUACCUGGAACUGUUGACAGAGUAAGACACGUGACCCACAACUGGAACCAGAUGUUGAACUUUUUGGCAGCGGUAAAGUCGGGGGAGAGUCAGCUGUUCCUGCCGCCAGCAUGA